This is a messenger RNA of Sorex araneus (European shrew), 5094 nucleotides long. RefSeq names its product G2/M-phase specific E3 ubiquitin protein ligase (gene G2E3). The record is from RefSeq and is a predicted model, not a curated record. The transcript has 14 exons. NCBI's taxonomy places the organism in Eukaryota, Metazoa, Chordata, Mammalia, Eulipotyphla, Soricidae. Gene Ontology annotation, molecular function: ubiquitin-protein transferase activity. Gene Ontology annotation, cellular component: nucleus. The coding region runs from base 381 to 2360 and encodes 659 amino acids.
GGGGAGUGGGAGAUCAAGGGGGGACCUCCGGAGGAGACCCAGUGUCAGGAGCCUCCCCGAAGGCUCUUUUUGGGGGGCGGGGGCGCGGUGUCGGGGCUCUGGGGAGCGUCUCCCAGGCCUGCGGCCCGGACGGUGGGCGCAGAGAAGCUGGUUCGGAGCGGGGACGAGCGGGAACCCGAGUGCCAGGUCCUGUGACUCGCCGGGCAUCGCACUUGGAAGCCCCGGGAGCAGGUUUCGGCCUCCGCGCGAGGCAGGUCGGUGGGACCCACGUCGUGCCAGCUUGUGUUUUCUGUCGAAAAAAUGAAGACUGUCCUAAUAAGUAUGGAGAAAAGAAAAUUAAUGAGAAAUGGAAUCUUGCUGUACAUUACUAUUGUUUGUUGAUGUCAAGUGGAAUUUGGCAAAGAGGUAAAGAAGAAGAAGGACUUUAUGGUUUUCUAUUGGAAGACAUUCGGAAAGAAGUAAAUAGAGCUUCUAAACUGAAAUGCAGUGUUUGCAGGAAAAAUGGUGCUUCAAUAGGAUGUGUUGCACCCCGAUGUAAACGAAGUUAUCAUUUUCCUUGUGGACUCGAGAGAGAAUGUAUUUUUCAAUUCACUGACAAUUUUGCGUCAUUCUGUUGGCACCAUCGACCUGUUCAGAUGAUUACACCUACUGGCUAUAGAGACUCCUUACCAUGUACCAUUUGCUUGGAAUUUAUUGAGCCUAUUCCAACUUACAGUGUGUUACGCAGUCCUUGUUGUAAGAAUGCUUGGUUUCAUAGAGACUGUUUACAGGUUCAAGCAAUAAAUGCAGGAAUGUUUUUCUUUAGGUGUACAAUAUGCAAUAACACUGAUGUAUUUCAGAAAGAGAUGUUGAGAAUGGGAAUUCAUAUUCCUGAAAAAGAUGCUUCUUGGGAAUUAGAGGAAAAUGCUUAUCAAGAGCUUCUGCAGCACUAUGAGAGAUGUGAUGUCCGAAGAUGUCGUUGCAAAGAAGGGCGAGACUAUAGUAUGCCUGAUAGCAAAUGGGAAAUAAAGCGCUGUCAGUGUUGUGGUUCUAGUGGAACCCAUUUAGCAUGUUCCUCACUACGAUCAUGGGAACAGAACUGGGAGUGUUUGGACUGUAGAGCUAUUAUCUACAAUUCAGGGGAGUUUCGAAAAGCUAAAAAACAUUCUUUAGUCGGUUCUAAUAAUGUGUCAAUCACUGAUUGUCUGUUGGAAGAAUCAGCACCUAAAUUACCCAGACAGUCACCUGGAUCAAAGCGUAAAGAUCGGAGGCAAAGCAGCAAAUUUAGAAGAGAUGUUUCAGCUUUAUUAUUAGAAUUAGGAUUCCAAAUUAAGAAGAAAACUAGAACAUUAUUUAUCAACAAAGACAAUAUCUGGAAUAGUGCAUUAGAAGGAUUCAGAAAUCGAACUUUUAAUCCUGCAAGUGCGAUUGAAAUAGCAUAUGUUAAUGAAGAAGAUAAUUUUGUAAGAGAACAUCCUGGAUCAAAGCAAGAAUUCCUAAGCCUCUUAAUGCAGCAUCUUGAGAACUCACCAUUAUUUGAAGGGUCCCUGGCAAAGAAUCUGUCUCUAAAUUCUAAAGCUCUGAAAGAGAAUCUUUACUAUGAAGCUGGCAGAAUGCUUGCCAUUUCUUUAGUUCACGGUGGUCCUUCACCUGGUUUUUUUUCUAAUACUUUGUUUAACUGCCUUGCUUAUGGACCAGAAAAUACUCAACCAAUUUUAGAUGAUGUUUCAGACUAUGAUGUGGCACAGAUCAUAAUCAGGAUAAAUACUGCAACAGAUCUGGCUGACUUAAACUCAAUCAUGAAUGAUUGCUAUAACUACUUUGAGAUCAUUGGCUGUCUAAGACUUAUAACAUCAUUGAGUGAUAAAUACAUGUUGGUAAAAGAUAUACUUGUUUAUCAUGUAAUUAGGAGAGUCCAAGAACCUUUUGAAAGUUUUAAGCAGGGUCUAAAAACUCUUGGAGUUUUGGAGAAAAUUCAGACCUACCCAGAAGCCUUUCGGAGCAUCUUCUGUCAUAAGCCCGAGAAUCUUUCUGCCAAAACCAUUAGUGAACUUUUUACAGUACAUGCACUAUCUGAUGUACAAGCUUUGGGGUUUUGGAACAAGUACUUAGAAGCUGUUGAGGAUGGGAAAUCUACAACAACAGUGGAAGACAUUCUCGUUUUUGCAACUGGUUGCAAUUCCAUUCCACCUGCUGGCUUUAAACCCACUCCUUCUAUUGAGUGCCUACAUAUGGAUUUUCCUGUGGGAAAAAAGUGUAAUAAUUGUUUAGUUCUGCCAAUUACUAAUACAUAUAAAGAAUUUCAAGAAAACAUGGACUUUGCCAUAAGAAACACUGUAAGACUGGAAAAAAAAGAAAAUUCUCACUACAUUGACCCUUAAACUAUAUGAACAAAGGAAAGCUUCCUUCAAAGCUGCUAUUGAUACUUUUUGUUUCAGAACUCUAUCUUCAAUUUUGAACAAAUUUGUCAGUUUCUGGGCUUAAUAAAAUUUUAUAUGAACAUACAGGAAUGUUUGGCCACUUAAACUAAGAAUUUUUUUGUCAUGGUGUACUGAUCAAAGUUGCUGAAACUUUCUACUUUCUUGAUAUACAUGCUUCAUAAAUUCUUUAUGACUGUACAGACUUAAUUCAAGUAUUGUAGAAUGGCAUGUGUGUAUGUGUGUGUGUGUGUGUGUGUGUGUGUGUGUGUGAAGAAGUAUUCUUGUAUUGAAUUUUGUUGUAAAUUGGGGGUAAAUGUAGCAUUCACAGUUCCUAAUUUUAUGUACUCUUCAAAUUAUUUUAUUUCAAGCAUUAAAUAGAAAAGCUACUUGAAAAAUCCUAUAUAUAAAUCAAAGGGGAAUAUAUUGGGGGUGUGUAUUAUAUAUCCUUUUCCAGGAUAGCACUAAAUUGCUUUUUAAAAUUUUAGAUUUAUAUUAAAUAGGACCACAUGGCAAUAAGAUUAUGUCUAAUGGGAGUAUUAUAUAAAAAGCAGUAUUGCACAAAUAUUCUAUAAUACAUUGAUAUUCCAAUAGACUUUAAACACUUCAGAGUUAGAUAUAGUGUUGUUGAAAAUACAUUUUAAACCUGAAACAUUAAUUUUAGGAUUUGAUAGUUCUGUUUUGUUAUUCCAUGUGUGUUAUGCAAUCACAGAAUAUCUGAUCAAUACUAAUUUAGGUAUCCAAUUUCUGGAUAUACCAUAUGUAGUGUGUUUGACCACGUGACAUGUAUUAUCAAGAUGGUUUUAUGGUAAUUAUUGACAUUACUGUAAUAUAUAGUUAUAGCUAUCUUUUGAAAGAUAUCACCUAUGAGUAAUACAGAAAUGUUUUAAAAGUACAAAUAUAAUGGAAAACCCAGUGUAAUGUAUCUUUCUAUAAACUCUUAUUUUUAUCUCUUGGUGCUACUAAGAGCAAAUACCUAAAAGUAGCAAAAAUGUGCAUGAUAGCAGUUUGAAAAUAUAUAGUCUCAUAGUCUGAGCCCAAUAUAUAUACUUUUUCAGAAGAAGAAAUUUGAAAACUAUUCCUAAUCAAGUAAAAUUGUGAUUCAUACUAAAGUUAAAUUAUGUGAUAUGUCAUGAAAGGCAAGUUAUUUGGUUUUAAUUGUAUAUUUCUUGGUACAAAGAGCAAAUUCUAGCUAUUAUCAUAUUCUAAAAAAAUAUGUUACUUUUUUUUAAUUGAUUUUAAUACUGUUAACCUUAUAAUACCAAAGGUAAACUAAAACAACCCUAUACAAUUUUAUUUAUUUAGUUUUCAUUUUAACUUGAAGUUUUAAGAAUAUUAGAAAGACAUUUAUUUAAUUCUGUUAAAAGGAAGUAAGGGAAUUAAUAUCAGUGUUUGAUACUUAUUAAUAAAAUUCCUAAUUGCCAUAUAGUAAAUAAAGCUUUUGUUUCAUUUGUUAAUGAAUUGACUGUUUUAAUUGUUUGUUUUGGGGCCACACCUGGCUGUGCUCAGGACUUGCUUUGGCAGGCCUGGGACCAUAUGGGUUUACCAGGAAUCCAACCCAGGCCAGCCAUAUGCCUUACUCAUUAUACUAGCUAUGCAGCCCCACAAUUUUAAUUCUUAAUCUGCUUAGUUAUAUUGGAAAUUUUAGUCUUUUAAUCAAUACAAACCAAAAAAGCUAAUUAAGGUGUUUUCUUUUUAUUUGUAGUUUUAUUUAUCCUAAAGUGAUAAUUAAUGGUGCUGCACGCAUACUCGCGCGUGUGCGCGCAUGCGCGCACACACACACAGACACACACACACACUUUGGGAGGCUAAUGUGCUUGGAUUGGAUAAAUUAAAAGCCGUUUUAAAUGCUCAUUUCACUUACAUGUUAGUCAGGUCCAUAGGAAUAAGACGGUAUAGAUAAUAAUUUAGCAUUUAAAGUAAAGCAUAAAUUACCAUACCACAAAAUGUUGUAUGGCUUUAAGGAUAUUCCAUUAGUGUGAUUUUUUAGUUACAAUUCAUGCAUAUUAGAUGAAUGUGUAGGUUAUUUGUUUUUCUGCAGUGUUAUUACUAUGUCUAAUGGUUGGUGUUAUGGUUUUCUUUUUGUUAUAACCAGUACACAGUUCUUAAUGACAUUAAAUUUCAAAGAAAAUUAUACUAUAAACCUUUAUAAAUGUAUGUAUUUCUCAAAUAUUUUGUAUAUAUGCCAUGUAGCUUGUUUGCUGUUGCUUUCAAUGUCAAGGAAAACUAUAAAUUUACAUAUAAUACAUCUCCUGUUAGUGUUUCUUUCGUUAGUUUUAUAUUCAUUUAUUUAAGUGAGACAAAAUACUUUUAUUAAAGAAAUUUACUUAGAGAAGUGUGAUGGGGAGAAGGAGAGAGAUGUGUUCAAGAGAGAACACAGGAGAAUUCAAUGCUUUUAAGCCAUUUAAAUUCUUGUGGGAACUUGAUUCUAAAGGCCUUUCAUACAACUUUCUACUAUUUUGUUGCUUUACUCUUUUAGCAGUUAAGAUAAAGAUUAUUUUAUCAAUGGCUAGCUUUAUUUUAUAUAUUGUGCUUAUGGAUAAGCCAUUAUUUGUUUUGGUCAAGUAAAAAGAUUUCAUCAGAUAAUUGUUUUUGGCUUCUUUAAGCCAAACUUUUUAAAGCGUUUUUUCCUGUUAUGUAAGCCAUUGAAUCUUUCGUACACAUGUUUAAUAAAGGAGAGUAUGGCAGGUGAAUUUUC